Messenger RNA from Trypanosoma cruzi, 5208 nucleotides. RefSeq lists its product as uncharacterized. The record is from RefSeq and is a predicted model, not a curated record. Lineage: Eukaryota; Euglenozoa; Kinetoplastea; Trypanosomatida; Trypanosomatidae. The transcript has a single exon. Gene Ontology annotation, molecular function: RNA binding; tRNA (guanine) methyltransferase activity. The coding region runs from base 1 to 5208 and encodes 1735 amino acids. Gene Ontology annotation, biological process: tRNA methylation.
AUGUUAAGUCUUUUUUUUCUUUCUUGCUUUUCUAUUGCGAGGUGCUGUCGCAAAGCAAUGGAGGCGAAGUUGGAGGCUGUUGUCGCAGCUCUGCAUGGACGGUUUGAUAAAAAUGGGUCCUUCUCUCAUCCAUCGCAUGCUUACGGCAUUGCGUGGGAGUUGGUGAACGCCCUGGCUGCGACGGAGCGUCGGUGUCAGCUGCAGCGUCUCCUUUUACUCUUUGAGGAGAAUCGAGAUGACUACACGGUGGAGCAAAUUGUUUCCGCGGGGUCUUUGGUGCGUGCAUGCGGCCUUUUGCUCGAGCACGACGUGUGGCGAUGGGAGCGAGCGAUGCAUUCGAUACUUGUGUCGCACCCACCUUUUUCGAGGGAUGUCGUCUCGUCCGUCUGUUUUUGCGUUGCGCAGAUGGCAGUGUGCGGCGACUCCGUUGCGUUGGUUGGAGUGGCUGGGGCAUCGCUACAGAACACUGCUUCGGGUGAAUCUUUGCCGGAGGAGGUUGCGAGUGAGCUGCUGGCGGAGUGUACCGACGUUCUUGUGAGGCGGCAUCGGGUGGAAGAGGGGGAAAAGGAGGAAGGAGACACGAAUGAGGGAGAGGAUCCGAGAGGGAAAUCUUCUUCACGCCGUGCGGCGCUGAGGGAUGCGUUGAUUGGGUACGCACUGGAUGCGCUCUCGUGCAAACGUGGGGCUGAGGCACUGAGUUCUCUUCUUUCUUCUCGUGUGUUGAUACCACUACUUCUCUCCGGCGGCCACCAGUCGCUUGAAAGCCACCAUCCGCGUAUUCAGUCACUGCUGCAGUCGAUCUCAAAGGAAACAGCGCGGCAGGGAGAGGUCGUCGUCCUUGUCACGGCACUUUUUGAGUAUCUGUUUCGUUUUACGGAUGGCGACAAAGACAGGGACUACCGGUGCUCCCCGCAUCUGUGGAACACACUCUAUGCGGCAUUUUGGGAUGCUCUCACGUGCGACGCCGAUGCAGGACGACGCGGGAAUAUGCAGUUGCGUGUGGAGUAUCUUUUGAAGCGCAUUGUUGACCUCACACACGGGCAGGAGACGCACGAGAAGUGGGAAAAAACUGUUUUCUUUCAUGAGCAAUUUGUGUGGGUUCCCGCAGCAAGCCACAAUCAGUGGGGAUUAUUUUUUCUUGUUCUUGAGGCCACCAACGAGUUUGGGCUGCACAUCGUUCAGCCGGCACUCUUGAAACUUGACGUCCUUGUGGACUCUUUGACUUGUGACGCCGUGGCCUGGGCCGCCAUAAAGGAUGGCGGCAAUACGGAGGCGGCGGUGUCGGGCCCUUCGCUUGUUGGUAGCCUUCACCCGGCAUGGGUGGAGCUGCUCCUUUUGAAGGUGUUGCUGCAUCCAAACACGGCCGUUCGAAAGGCUGGGUUGCGGCGGCUGUGGUCUCUGAGCACAUCGGUUCUGAGGCUCUUUUCCAGUGUUUUUCUCUUCACGAGUGCUGUGGAGGCCUCUCUGGACUCGCGGCUUUGCGCAGAUAUUGACCGCACACCGCAUGCGACACACCUCUCCAUGUUCAAGGGCUUUGAGGGGGCCGAGGUGCGUGCCCUGGAGGGUAUGGCGGGGCCAAUGGCGGAUCAACUCGAACGGUUUUACGCUUGCAUUUUUCGGGAUGUUUUAUGCACGGCUCAUAAACGCAAGGAGGCCAUGUGCCGCCUCCUGCAUGGUGUUGUGGAGAGGCCUAGCGUGUACGGCGUGACGAUGCUCCUUUGCAUUCUUCACGGUGUUGCAGAGACGCUGUCGCUCGAUACUGAAGCGCGUAGCAGAGAGGCAACCUUGGAGAUGAUCACGGAUCCGAAUGUCCUGCAGGAGUUGCUGCUGCUCUUGAGGGAUGCGGCACAUGACGGUGUUCCAUUUUGGCUUGAUGUUCGUCUCAGUGCUGUUGCAUUCAGUGCUCUUCUGCACUUUGCCCGGAUCGAUCCCACUUUGGUGCGUCAGUGCGACGGCCUCUGGAAACUGCUCUGUGUUUGUGGCCCUCUUGGGAAUUCCGGUGGGGGCAACGCCUCUGCCAUUGAUUCCGUGGGACACAUUGGUGCUUUCGGCACAUGCAUUCACCCUCGUUUUUUAAACGAACAACUGAUACGGAUGUCUAUUGCUGCACCGAUUGGGGGGAGCAAUUUCAGGUUUGCGCGCAUCCUGUUGCGGACAGAUCGUCUGCUUGAGGAUGUGCGGCAGUUUCUUCGUUUUGCCUCCUUUGAUGAGGCGCGUGUAAAGCAGCUCUUCUUUCUUUGCGGAGCCUUGGACAUAGCGGAGUCCGAGGACCGAAGGCUUCUUGCGGAUGUGGCGCAGGAGAUUGGGACAACACUUCUCUCCUUUGCGAAGAGGCCGUACAGUCCGUCUGAGUCUUUUCUUGCGGCGUUGGCCGCGUUUGUAGAGUUUCAUCGCUCCGUUGGAGCGGUGGCCUGCAAGCGGUACUACUCGCUGGCAACGGUCGUUGAUUUGCGCGAGGCUUUGCACACGGUGGCGCUCAGUGCCCUUCGGCAAGUAUUUCGGGCGAUGACUCAAGUGAACUUCUUUGAUGACUUUUCCACGGACGUGUGGGCGUUGCAACACACCUCGGAGUGGGAUGUAGUUGUUGCGGCGGUCUUGUCUGCAGGGCAAAUCGCUGUUGCCCAUGACUCCACUGGUGGGAAUACGUGGUUCCAAACACGACAGCACGUUAUUGACGUGUUGCAGUUGCUUCUUUUAGAUACCGAUGGGACUUUUGCUGCUGCUUCUGUGGGUGAUACGACCAAAGUGACUCGGCACUUUGCCAAAAUGGUUGUGUUCAGGAAUGCGUCCCGUUUACUGCAGAGCGUACUGUCCGGCGUGAUUACACUGGGCACACCAGGAAACACGUUGGAAGGUUUGAACACUGCUGAGAUUACAUGUCGUCUUCGUAUUGAAAAUGCAGACCUGCUUCACUGGCUUCGAAGCCUCAUGCGAUGUCCUUCUUUGCGACUAUUGACAUGCGAUGUUCCCUGUCCACUGACAAGUCUCUCCUGGGCGACCCUCUUGGCGCAGUACUACGGUGGUGUUUACAACGCCGUGUUUGUCCUUUGCAGUUCUGUGGACCCACAGCAGAGCCCGGAUUUGGUUUUGGAAGUUCAGGACUACGCUCUGGAUCACGUGGAGCGUUGCUGGGGAACAAACCUUGCAAGCGUUUACGAUAUUCUUGCCUGGGUGGCUAAUAGUGGGACUUUUACGGAGAAUAACGCAGUACGUGAGAAGAGCGUGGAUCACCGUGCCAUUAUCAACGCCAUGUUUGGACACCUGAAGGAUGUUGGGGCAAGAGACCAUGGACGAGUCUCUGUUCUCGCGUUUAACGUUCUCCGCUGCGGUGUAGUGGAGCAUGAGGAAUUGCUUAAAUCACACAUAUCAAGGGCGUUGCUUGACGAGGCGGAUUCGGAGCGUUCUGUGUAUUUGGCGGCGGUGACAGUAGCAACGGAGGUUCUUCGUGAUCCCUCGGCGAACUGGCCACGUCUGAAAGAUCUUCUUCUGCAUGUCGCGGUGUUGUAUAACUCUGGACGAGACGAGGAAGCCUCGGAGAUGAUGGUGGCUGCAACAGAGCCUUUGAUUCUUCUUUUUCCAGAGGCUCUGCGUGUACUGUACCCACCAACGGUGCGACUCUCAGCGGUCGGACGCGCCCUUGCGAUUUCUACCAUUUUGUGGUGCUGUCAUUUAAGACAUGACUGGGCGACGGAGAUUUCGUUGGAGCUGCUGGAUUGGAACACCACUCAUGCCGCUGUGAAGCAUGAGCCGUGCAUGCCAAACUCCAGGCCCCAUCGCUGUCGUAUUCGUUUGUGGCAGUUGCUUUGUGCGCUGCUUCCCAUGCUUGACGAUGCAGCCGCUCAGCAAAGUGUUUUGGGGCGGGUAAUAAAGACGUGUCUUCCCCUCACCAACAUGGGCAGUGUAAGGCGCCUGAUGGAGUUGUAUGCAUUAAAGAUACUGGAGCGCCAGCCCGCGUUAUACACACUUUUAGAUGCGGCGAUGACAGAUUACAACUUGCGGCCUCAGGUUUGUGGGAGUUAUGUUUUGAUCAUGGCUCACAUGAUGCUUCAACAGCUCCGCGGGGAAGUGGAACGAGUGGACGGUCUUUUUCAUGUGCUGCUUCAUCGUCUUUUUCAGCAGAGCACCUCGCAUCAACACCUUCUGCGUGUCAUCUGCCACAUUGGGCUCCAUCAAAUCCAUGAAACAUGUACGAAGCAGGGGGUUAAAUUCCUUCCCACGGAGGAGAUGGUCUUUGACUACAUUGCUCGAGCACCGGAGCAUGUGAAGUUUCGUGAAAAACAUGCCGAGGAGCUUUUCUUUAAUCUGGCGGAGGCCUGCACCCCACGACAACUGUUCUGCGUUAAGAGAAGGGAGGGAAAUAACAUCCUUACGGAGAGUAUACCAGCCGCUGCCUUUGAUCGAAUGCGGUUUCUUGAUCACGAAUUCCGCUGCCUUAUUGGUGCGCUAAGCCCGGUGGAGAUGCUUCGCGUGCGGAUAAUAUCAGAUCGCUUUGAAAGCCGUCGCAUACUCGAGCCCUUUAAAAGCUUCCCGUACAUCCCACACACGGAGAGCCACACGACGUACUGCGUCGAUUACACUGCCGAAGCCAUGGCACUUCUGACAGCAGACAACAAUAACAACAACACAAACAACAGGAUGAUUGACGGGGAUGAGAACAUUCAGCGUAAGGUGACACCGUGGUGGAAUGGAUUGGUGUACAAUGAACUCCACCCGCGGGCACUAAAGCAAGAAAAGCGGCAACCGCUCAUUGUGUUAAGUUCCCUACUCCAAAACCCUGUCAAUGUCGCUGGCCUCUUCCGCUGCGGCGAAAUCUUCACAGUUGAGAAGGUUGUCGUUUCAGACCAGGCCGUCUUUGCACAUCCGCAUUUCGUGGCCGCCGCGCGCAGUGCUGAACUUUGGAUGCCGUGGGAAGCAGUAAUGGCAAAGAAUCUGCCGGAAUAUUUGGGUUCCCUGCGGCAAGACGGCUACACACUUAUUGGCAUUGAGCAGACGGCUGGAAGCGUGUCUAUGGCAUCGUAUCGCUUCCCUGAGCGCGCUGCUAUUCUGCUUGGCGCGGAAGGACACGGCGUGCCAGCGGAGCUGCUGCCCGUACUGGAUGUGUGCGUGGAAAUUCCUCAAUUUGGAUUGAUUCGUUCGCUUAAUGUACACGUCACUGGUGCCCUGGUGAUGUACGAAUACACCCGUCAGCACCUUAUGGAGAAUAAAUAG